Molecule: messenger RNA, 1512 nt
Organism: Neoarius graeffei (lesser salmon catfish)
Lineage: Eukaryota; Metazoa; Chordata; Actinopteri; Siluriformes; Ariidae
Exons: 2
Coding region: 31-984 (317 amino acids)
Cellular component (GO): nucleus
Molecular function (GO): methyl-CpG binding; zinc ion binding
Source: RefSeq, a predicted model, not a curated record
GUGUGUGUGUAUGUAUGUGUUCCGUUUCCCAUGGCGAACAUGAGCAGCAGUGUGUGCAUGGAGACUCCACACACUCACGGCCACGCCCACAGCUACACGCCCACCACAGGCCGGGACUUUUCCCUGCAGAUGGAUUCGUGCAUGAACCCGGUGCUGGACUACAGCGCUCAAAUGGAACGCUACCGCUCCUUUGCUAACUUUUACAAAAACGGGGCCGCUCCGUUUCCUCAGGCGGCAAAAAUCGCUCGCUUGGCCACACCCAUUUUCCCAUCACCAAUGACACCCUGGUCAUGUGACAAUGGAAUGCUCUGGGGCCGUAAGCCACCCGCUGUGAAUGUCAAUGUCAAUGUGAAUGUCAACGGGGCUCACACACAUGCUCAUGCACACCGGACCGCCAUGCCUCGGGCGGAGCCACUUAAUGUGCACAUGCCCUCCAAGAUGUCCACUGACAACUUCCUGUCUCCGCUCAGUCAGGUGGGCGGAGCUGAGUGCAUGAACCGCCUCAAAGUGCCACAACAGAGCAGUGGAAGUGGCGGAGGAGGUGGAGCUGGUGAGGCUGAAAGGGGUGGGGCAACGUUCGGAGGGUUUGCGCUACCCCCCGGAGUUAUCGUCAUGACGACACUGCACUCAGGGGCAGGCUCAUCAGUGGCAACGAUGACGGACAGCGCAUUUCAGAUCGCUGCCGACUGCCAGCACAGUAGCUCCGCAUCCUGCUCUGGCUCUAAUGCUAGCACUAGCGCUACUGUCAGCACUAACGCAAGCUGCAGUGGUGGAGCAGCAAAGAGGAAGAGGAAGCGGUGCGGCGUCUGCGCUCCCUGUAGGCGGCUAAUCAACUGCGGCGUGUGCAGUUCUUGCCGGAACAGGAAGACGGGUCACCAGAUCUGCAAGUUCAGGAAGUGUGAAGAGCUGAAGAAGAAACCAGGGAGCACGGUGGAGAGAGCCUCAUCCGUGGGAGCAGCAGACACGUUCCGCUGGUUCUUCUAAGAGAAGGAAAUCCCAGAACAUAGACUGUAUACACACACAGAUGGACACACACACACACACACACACACACACACACACACACACACAGGAGUGCAACAGUGCAGACACUGUGCCCCAUCUUUAACACUAACACUUCCAACUUUAAGUGGCCCUUCAGCUCUGUAUGGAAGAGAGACACAGUGAAUCUGCAAGACAGGAACUGGAGCUGAGAGGAGCGCUGUGUUUGGCUGUCAUGGCUGUCUGUCUCCACUGGACUCUUUCUCACUAUUAGACAUUUUGGGACAGAUUUGAGAUAAAGAUCAGAAGUGUCUGAUUGGAGGAGGUGGGUGUAAGCCAUGCCCCCCAGAGGACGUUCUGGACUCUUGACACAUCACACACUUCACUGUUGCAUGGGUAGAAAAAAAACAAAAAACUGUAUGUUUUGGUUUGACCUGAAGACUUUAAUGACUUUGUACAUUGCUGUUGUGAUGCCUUACUGUCUUGAUUAAUAAAAGACUGUUAGGAUAAACCACACCCCAUUUUAAUUAG